Molecule: messenger RNA, 2645 nt
Organism: Drosophila obscura
Lineage: Eukaryota; Metazoa; Arthropoda; Insecta; Diptera; Drosophilidae
Gene: Efhc1.1
Product: EF-hand domain-containing family member C2
Exons: 4
Coding region: 109-2487 (792 amino acids)
Biological process (GO): regulation of neuron projection development
Cellular component (GO): microtubule
Source: RefSeq, a predicted model, not a curated record
AAGGGACGCUUAGUACAUAGUAUCAUUAAACGCACACAUAUUUCAAGUAACACACAAAAUAUUGAAAUACUAGUUACGCAAAAGCUUAUAUAUUUAAUCAGCUAUAUAAUGCUGCGGAUUCCGGGUAUGCCACUGCUUCCGGGCACGCUUUUUCGUGACGUCUCUAAGGGUCAUUACCCUAAGCCACAAUCUUUGCUGAACCUCCAGGGUCUCAGCAUGCUUAACGAUCGUCAGCAACCCGCACCAAUUGACCCCAAUGGCGACGUAGUAGACAUUAGCUGCCCACCGGUUGGCGCAUCUUCCAUCUAUCCACCACGUUCCGGGCCACGCAUACCACCCUGGUUGGCUUACGACAAGAAGGUUCUCUGCUUUAGUGCCUAUUUCAAACAAACUUUGCAGGAGGUCUACCAUGCACCAUACUUGGUUCGAAAGGUUAAGAUUUACUUCUAUCUAGAAGAUGGCACUUUAGAGAUUUAUGAGCCUCGAGUAGAUAAUUCCGGCAUAGUUCAGGGCUGCGUGGUACAUCGUCAGCGCGUUCAAAAAGCGCCGCCCUGUGACAAUGAGUUCAUGUCUCUAACUGAUUUGAAUAUUGAUUUGACGGUCCAGAUUUUCGAUCGUCAAUAUCACAUUAUAGACUGCGAUCAGUUCACUCGUGACUUUCUAAACAGACGCGGCAUUACCGUACCGGAUUCAAUGAAGUUCCCUUGCGAUCCAACUAAUUCCGUGCGUAAUCGCGAAAAGAUACGCGCUGUCAACCCUCCUGAAAAAAAACAUGCUUUUGCGCAAUUUUUAAAAUAUGAUCGACAGAUACUCAAAUUUCAUGCGUACUGGGAUGAUCGAACUGAGUUUGGAGACGUUCGCAAGUUAGAGCUCUGCUACUAUUUGGCUGACGAUACCAUAGAAAUCAAGGAGGUACAUGUGCGCAACUCUGGUCGCGACGGACCAACCGUAUUUCUGAAACGAGCACGUCUGGCACGGGAGUUUGACGGACUUUUAUUGCCAGGACAAACGACACCGAUAACACUACUUAACGUCUUAGGAACUAAUAUGCGCAACGUACGAUACUGUGUUGACCCUUUAAACACAGGCAACAAGGAUAUUAUGUAUUAUAGCGAACGGGAUCUACAAAUUGGCAGUGUGAUAAAUGUCUACGGUCGGGCUGUUAUCAUAACCGAACUGGACCCUUUUACACAGCAGUACUAUCGCCAACGCUAUGGUGUCGAAGAUUUCAGACCACUAGCUAUUCCUACAAGAUUGGACGACUGUACUGAAUACCGCCCAAAAGAGCGUGUUCUUCCACCAUAUAACGGCUGGGGAAGCUAUGAAGACUCGGUUGGAAAUUGCUUAUCUGUUGAGCCGAAACCUCCAAAGACUGACUUUAAAAAGUUUAUUAAGUUUGAUCGCUAUGUAUUGCGCUUUGGUGCCAAAAUGCUUUCUACCAUCAAAGAAAAUUGUGAACGCAUCUUUGUGAUAAGCUACUACCUGAGCGACGAUACCUUACAGAUACAGGAGGUAGCCGUACGUAACUCUGGUUUUCUCGGAGGCGAGUUCAUGAAGCGUACUCGCUUAGAAUUGCCCGGACAAGAGAGAUUCUCUAGUAAGCAACCACAAUACUAUAUGCCUUGGAACUUUUUCAUCGGGUCCACAAUGUCCCUGAAAGAUUUUAUUUUUCAUUUGGUAUCAGCAGACGAGUAUACACUUAUGUUUAUGGAGCACCAUCCGGAGCAGUUUAGCCACGCCAAUCUUCCCACCAUUAUGCAAAAAAUCCGCUCUGCGCUUCAGAGCCGUAUGGCUGAGUUCGUGGGGUCCUGCGUGCCAGAUUGUUACAAUUGGGAAAAGAAGCGCGACGUCUUUGUAUCUUUCGAAAGCUUCAAGGGAGCAUUAAUCGGAGUUCUGGGAAAAGUAAUCAGUGACCACGAAAUCAUCACGCUUUGCCGGCAUUUUUCGGCAGAACAAACCUCUCCAAGUAGUUGUUCUAGAGUUAGUGUACGGGCGGCAGCACACUUAGAAUUAAAGCGUGCAUUGUGGAAUGCUCGCGAGGACAUGAUGGAACAUUUUCAUCACAUUAAUCCCACUAACCAACCAUUCUUGCCUGAAUCAAAAGUUCGUUCCACACUUCGCGGCUGCCGUCUGCCCUUCUCACUUGAGUUGAUUGACAAUAUUUUAUCAAUUUUAAAUCGCAAUGAGUGUAACGAGAUUGAGAUAUGUGAUCUAAUGAGCUUUAUAGAUGUGUCCUGUAGCAAAGGCUGUGACAUGCCGCCUGUAAACCAUGCUUUCGAGCUGUGCCCUAAGAUUCCAUUCCAGCACAAAGGCCGAUUAGUGAACUUUUCCUGUUUUCUGAGUAAACUAAACCUGCCACUUAAUUUACCAUCUGGAACUGAGAGUGAGAAAGACACGAUGGGUGAUGCUAGGAUAUUGCCUCCGUCAACAACUGCAGAGCUCAAACUACUUAAUGACGAAACGCAGUACCAAAAUGACCAUAAUUAAAUGGAAGUAAAGACCUAAUUCAGACUAAUCCCAUGGGAUAUUUGGGCAGUUCAUUUUGUUAUUUUUCAUGUAAGGCUUUAUUUUUUCAUUUCAUUUUUUUAUUAUGAAUUGGAUUUAAGCACUUUUAUUCUUGCGGAAAACGAAAAUCUAUUUAACUU